Messenger RNA from Neurospora crassa OR74A, 1874 nucleotides. RefSeq lists its product as hypothetical. The transcript is spliced from 3 exons. The record is from RefSeq and is a predicted model, not a curated record. The coding region runs from base 734 to 1621 and encodes 295 amino acids. Gene Ontology annotation, biological process: carbohydrate metabolic process. Gene Ontology annotation, molecular function: cellulose binding. Gene Ontology annotation, cellular component: extracellular region. NCBI's taxonomy places the organism in Eukaryota, Fungi, Ascomycota, Sordariomycetes, Sordariales, Sordariaceae.
UACCAGACUCGCCACAGGACAUGAUGCUCUUAUAUGCGAGCUCAGAGUUGUUAGUACCGAGGUCUGCGCUGCUGCGGGGAGAUACCAACCUUGGGAUAUCGUGAUGUGUAUUGUGGUCAAGGUUUGGCCACAUCUUGAAUAUCGCUUUUGGGAGUUGAAGUUGGCAAAGUUUCAUCGGCACCAAGGCGGCGUGGAAAGGGGAGCCCGAUCUGUCAAUGUAACACUACUUUAUGAAGCAAGGCUUCAACGAUGAUCGCCCUCCUGCAAGCCCGAAUCUACAGAUAUAAUUAUUUGUUCUUCCCAUUCCACAUCCCUCGAUUUUCCCAGCUCCGAGUCUUCAAGACAAGCUAUGUCCAGCCCGGGACGGAGUGCCGAGGUUGUGGUCCGAAUGAGGCAACCCCGGAAGCCCAGUUCCGAACCAACGGUCCUUCAUCGCGCGCCAUUGCAACGCUACCCGGUUUCAUCUUGUGAUCUUAUUUCGCGAACCGAGUUUCCACCUCCCGCUUGGCCCUGCUUGUCUAACACGGCGUAACAUCCCGAAUUCGCUACUCCUUCUAGAAUGACCAGAACUAAGAUGAAGUGUACGCGAAGAAGGGCCGUCAACCCCUUGGCCUUGCCGUCGGGGAGUUCAAGGCAAGUAGGGUAGAGAUAUAAACAUGACCGAAGCACCAAGCCUUUGAUCACCAGUCUUGUCCCAACGACAAUCCUUCUCUCGUCAAUACCUCUACCCACAAUGCGCGUGCUAGCAUUCAUCCCCGUUCUCGCGGCUGUCGCCUCCGCUGGUUGCACCCGCCGCAGCUCACAAAAGCCAGCCCCUACUGGAACCGUCCAAGGCGAAGGCGCCGCCUGGUCCCAAUGCGGCGGCGUAGGCUGGGCCGGUGCGACUAGUUGCGUCUCCGGCUACACUUGCAGCAAGAUCAACGAUUACUACUCCCAGUGCAUCCCAGGAUCUGCCACCGCCGCUCCUGUGACCACCACUCUCAAAUCCUCGAGCGCCCCAACCUCCAUCCGCUCAACGACCACGUCCUCUUCGAGCUCCACUCCUGUAGCCACCACUCUCAAAACCUCCGAGUCGACCGUCCCGACUUCCGUCAGCUCAACGACCCUCGAAUCUUCCACUGGCACCCCCUCCGCCACAACUGUUCCUUCCAAUCCAAACCCGACCGUCCUGGAAUCAGGCUGGUAUUGGAUCCGUGCCGUCGCCGCUCCCAACUUCCACAAGUACCUUCAAGGUGGCGCCUCUUCGGCUGCUUCGUCCAACCAGACCGCCCUCCUCGAAGACCACACCACCGCGGGCCAAUUCAACAUCAUCGACGGCCAACUUGUGUUCAACACCAAGCCUGCUCAGCUUUACCUCAACGUUGAGAACCCUACCGAUAAGACACAGAGGAAGCUCAAGACCUGGUUUAGCACAACGAAGAACGCCUAUGGCACGUUCAAGUUCCAGGGCGAUACCCUGACGUGGUCAGUGGCGGAUAUCAAGAGGCAGAACGAAGCCGCUUGGUUGGUGUGCACGGGGCAGGAGGUCUUCAUCAACACGGGCGCGUACUUGUAUCAGACGCCGGCUGGGUGCUCGGAUCAGACUAUCCACUCGUAUGGUGGCUCGACUGCUAAUGUCUAAGAGGUUGAACAUUGGACUCCAAUGGACUGCAAGUGGAAUGUCAGUUAGUCUAUAUCGGAUGAGAAGACGAGGUAUAGGCAGACCUAGAGGUAUUGGCACAUGCUGCAAGCCAAUUUUCGUUGUACAUAUUUACAGUUAUACAUGCACAUAUCACCACUACCUCUACGUAAGAUACCUGUCCGUCUAUCAAGUUGUUACUGGCAAUUAAACCUACAACUCCAAUGUCCCCUUCUUGGACCUGCAAGUGCGGCCA